Symbiodinium natans is the source of this 303-nucleotide messenger RNA. The record is from the annotation of a GenBank genome assembly. Lineage: Eukaryota; Dinophyceae; Suessiales; Symbiodiniaceae.
AUGGCUGAAGACAGAGACUCCUUGCUGUCCUUGCUGUUGCCAUACAGAUCAAGUAGCGAGGUCUCUGCGGAGUCUUUGUAUGCCAUCUUGGGGCACCAACACCGAGCAGAACGUCUGCACCUUGAUGACAUGUUUUCUGCCGCAACGCCCCCACGCUGCAUGACAGCAGGGAACGACGCAAAGCAUGGCAAGCCACUUUCCAGCAGCACUUCCAAGGAAUAUGUGCUGUGCCACCACUCGGAGCAGCUGUGGCCUGUGUCGAUGUCAGAGGCUGCUUGGUGGAACAUCAACGACGAUCAGUGA